AUGAAGCUCCUGGUGCGCGGCGCUCCUGCCAUGGCCAUCGUGGGGUGCCUGAGCCUGGCGGUGGAGCUGCGGGCGGGCGCUGGGGGUGACGACCUCGUGUCCUUCAUCAGGGACUCUCUGUGCCACCUGACGUCUGCGCGACCCACGGCGGUCAACAUGGGCCGAGCCGCCCGCGAGCUCAUGGAGUUCACAGAGAAUGAGAGCAUGGAGAAAAACACAGAGCAGCUGAGAGACAGCGUGAUUGGCUGGAUUGAGGAGAUGUUGGAGCGAGACGUGAACGACAACAAAAAAAUCGGCAACUACGGCGCGCAGCACAUCCUGUCCGGAGUCCCACGAGACUCGGUCACCAUCCUCACGCACUGUAACACCGGCAGCCUGGCCACCGCGGGAUACGGCACGGCUCUCGGUGUGGUGCGGUCGCUGCACACACUGGGCCGCUUGAAGCGUCUGUACUGCACAGAGACCCGGCCCUACAACCAGGGCUCCCGGCUGACGGCGUACGAGGCCGUGGCGGAGGGGUUCCCGGCCACCCUCAUCACAGACAGCAUGGCAGCGCUCGCCAUGAGGGAGAAAGGCAUCACAGCUGUCGUUGUCGGAGCGGACAGGGUUGUUGCCAACGGCGACACGGCGAACAAAGUGGGCACGUAUCAGCUGGCCAUCGCGGCUAAGCAUCACGGGGUACCGUUUUACGUGGCGGCGCCCAGCACGUCCUGCGACCUGAGUUUGGAGAGCGGACGAGACAUCGUGAUCGAGGAGCGUCCGGCUGAGGAGCUCACCAGCAUCAAUGGAGUUCCUGUAGCCGCUCCCGGGAUCGAGGUCUGGAACCCGGCGUUUGACGUCACUCCUCACCAGCUGAUCACAGGCGGCAUCAUCACGGAGCUCGGCGUGUUCCUGCCGUCUGAACUGCAGGCCGCUCUGACGGGGAGACUCACCGCUCUGUAAGACGCCUCCGGCGCUCUCCUCAUGUUUUCACCUCACUGUGGUGGAAGUUGCACCUUUAAUUACACACACAAGCGUCGGCACCGAGGUGUUAACAAGGUAGACAAGGCACGUUCCAUUCAAUUCAACACUUACAAAGUGGAAUAACACCAUGUGACACACUUGUACAACCCAGGGAUGCUUGUAAACACACACUCACACACACACUCUCACACACACACUCACACUCACUCACACACACACAC
Sinocyclocheilus rhinocerous is the source of this 1184-nucleotide messenger RNA. RefSeq names its product methylthioribose-1-phosphate isomerase-like. The transcript has 6 exons. Gene Ontology annotation, molecular function: S-methyl-5-thioribose-1-phosphate isomerase activity. NCBI's taxonomy places the organism in Eukaryota, Metazoa, Chordata, Actinopteri, Cypriniformes, Cyprinidae. The record is from RefSeq and is a predicted model, not a curated record. The coding region runs from base 1 to 942 and encodes 313 amino acids.